AAUUGAGCCAUUACCAUUAUGAAGAGAGAGGAUAUUACAUACCUGGGCGCUGGCCCUGCUGCUCUUCCAACGGAUGUUCUUGCGACUGCCGCAGAAGCUCUCCAGAACUAUGAGGAGACCGGAUUAGGUGUCGCAGAGCACAGCCAUCGCAGCGAAUUGGCUUCUGGCAUUCUGAAUUCUAUGAAGGCAGAUCUAGCGACAUUCCUCGACAUCCCUUCUGACUUCGAAAUUUUGAUCAUGCAGGGUGGUGGAUCGGGCCAAUUCGAUGCAACCGCGUACAAUCUUAUCGCUAUCUGGGUUGAGAAACAACGGCAAAAGAUUCUGAAGGAGAAGGGCGAGAUUCCCGAGGAGGAAGUCAUUGCGGAGUUGCGCAAAAAGGUGGAGACGGACUUGAAGCUGGACUACUUGGUUACUGGAUCAUGGUCCCUCAAGGCCAGUCAGGAAGCCACUCGAAUUCUUGGUCCAGAGUACGUGAACAUCGCCAGCGACGCCCGGACAGUGAACGACGGCAAAUUCGGCAAGAUUGCAGAUGAGUCAACAUGGAAGCUCAGUCCCAAUGCCGCUAUGGUAUACCUCUGCGAAAACGAGACUGUCGACGGUGUCGAGUACCCUGCUUUCCCCAAAAUCCUAGAGUCCAAAGGGUCUGAGAAUGACCCGAUCGUUAUUGGAGACUUCUCGUCAACAAUCCUCUCACGCCGGAUCCCAUUUGAGAACUUCUCCAUCGUCUACUUCGGCGCCCAGAAGAACCUCGGCAUGGCUGGUAUUACCGGGGUCAUUAUCAGAAAGAGUCUACUCCCCCCUCUUUCUCCUCCGGCCUCGCCGACUGUCCUGCGCAAGCUUGGACUGCCCGUUGCCCCUACUAUUCUUGACUACUCAGUCGCCCACAAGAACAACAGUCUAUACAACACCCUUAGCAUCUUUGAUGUAUACGUUGCGGGCCAAGUCCUCAAGAAGCUUCUCAAUGAUUUCCCGGACAAGGUCGACGGACAGCAGGUUGUUGCGGAACGGAAAGCCCGCAAGGUUUACGAAGCCCUUGAGGCGUACCCCGAGGUCUACCGGAUCGUUCCGGACAAGGCCGUGCGCUCGCGGAUGAAUAUCUGCUUCCGAGUUGUCAAGAACGGCAACAUCGACGAAUCUGAAAAGACCUUCCUCAAGGGAGGCACCGAGCGUGGCAUUACAGGAAUGAAGGGUCACAGGAGCGUUGGAGGCAUCCGCGUCUCAAACUACAAUGCCAUCCCUGAGUCUGGGAUUGACAAGCUUGUUGUUUACUUAAAAGAAUUUGCUACAUUAUAGGUAUCUAGGUACGAAAAGUGGUACAGUCUAGUGUUUUUUAACGUGCUUGGCUGGAUAAUGGGUUUUACGGUCUUGGAAGCGAUGGAGGCUCAACCUUCCGAAUAUCAUCAUAUCUUUUAUUGCUCCUA
This is a messenger RNA of Aspergillus nidulans FGSC A4, 1421 nucleotides long. Its product is annotated as O-phospho-L-serine:2-oxoglutarate transaminase. Lineage: Eukaryota; Fungi; Ascomycota; Eurotiomycetes; Eurotiales; Aspergillaceae. Gene Ontology annotation, molecular function: O-phospho-L-serine:2-oxoglutarate transaminase activity. Bases 19 to 1293 code for a protein of 424 amino acids. The record is from RefSeq and is a predicted model, not a curated record. The transcript is spliced from 7 exons. Gene Ontology annotation, biological process: L-serine biosynthetic process; purine nucleobase biosynthetic process.